Molecule: messenger RNA, 834 nt
Organism: Mucor mucedo
Lineage: Eukaryota; Fungi; Mucoromycota; Mucoromycetes; Mucorales; Mucoraceae
Exons: 3
Coding region: 1-834 (277 amino acids)
Biological process (GO): adenosine catabolic process; inosine biosynthetic process
Molecular function (GO): adenosine deaminase activity
Source: RefSeq, a predicted model, not a curated record
AUGGCGUCCUCUUUGGCUGAAUUUUGUGUUCAACUUCCCAAAGUUGAACUUCAUGCUCAUCUUAACGGCAGUUUGAGUCCUGCCACCAUGCGUGAGUUGGUAGAACGCAAAAAGGCUGAGAAACCUGAGCUUGCAGAAUUCAGAAUCCCAGACUCUUUGGAAAUGGAUAGCUUUUUUCCAUUGUUUAAAUUCAUUUACCAGUUGACUGAUGACGAAGAAAGCGUCCGAAUCGCCACUAGAAAAACGAUAGACGAAUUCGCUAAGGAUGGUGUUAAAUAUUUGGAAUUAAGAUCUACUCCGAGAAAGAACGAUGAAACAGGCAUGACUAAAAUAUCUUAUCUUGAGGCCGUUUUAUCUGUUGUCGAAGAGCCCAGAGCUGAUAUUAUCGUCAAAUUUAUUAUCUCUAUUGAUCGCCGUAAUACAUUAGAGGAGGCUCAAGAAGUUGUUGAUUUAGCCUUGGCCUUUCAGUCUCGUGGUAUCGUAGGUAUCGAUCUCUGUGGUGAUGUCAAAGUGGGUCUUUUUAACAAUUUAAGACCUGCAUUUGAAAGAGCAAAGGAAAAUGGUUUUCCUCUUACUAUUCAUUUUAACGAAGUAAUUGAAAACCUCGGUGAGGCUCCUGAUGUCUUGUCUAUUAAACCCGACAGACUGGGACACGCAACAUUUUUGGAUGAUUACUGUAGACAGGUGAUCUACAAAGAAAAUAUUCCUGUCGAAAUAUGCAUGACCUCAAACCUUGUUUGCAAGACCACCAGUGCCCUCAAGGAGCACCAUAUCAAAGAGCUUCUGAACGAUAACCACCCUUUCAUCUUAUGUGUAAGAGAGAAAAAAAUCUAA